This is a messenger RNA of Diatraea saccharalis (sugarcane borer), 2018 nucleotides long. Lineage: Eukaryota; Metazoa; Arthropoda; Insecta; Lepidoptera; Crambidae. The record is from the annotation of a GenBank genome assembly.
GUACUUACUUAAUGAUGUGAUCUGUCAAAAAUGAAACAGCUAAUUAUACACUAUUAUAAGUAGCUCUUUCAUUUUUGACUCUUUACCCUUGUAACACCCUAAUAGGGUGGUCACAUAAUUGUUAUAUAUAACUUUGUGUAACUUUUUUUUCCGGUUCCGGUCACUGAAUAGUAAACACGUACGUCAACGUCCUCCACGAAAAUAAAAUAAUAUUUGGUGCAUAAAGUGUUUAUCAAGUGUGUAAAAACUGAAAAAUCAAACAAAUAAAUACCAAAGAACAUUUCGUUAAAACAAGAUUCACCGAAAAAUAAUAGUUUCGCGAGUGAAAGUGCUCACAAAUCAAUUAUAAACAUAACCUGCAAAAGUGCUUGUCAUCCUGAGCAUAGAUUAUAGACUUUGACAGUUUACAUCAACCUGACAUUAGUACCUAACUAGUGUUGCCAGUAUAAGAAAAAUAAUUUGCACUAACCUACCAUCGCCGACAAGUGUUGUCAGUUGAAGAAAACUAAAACACCCAAAAAAGAAAAUGAAUAUAGAUACGGCACUAUUGUUAGAGAAACUAAAUGAAAAACUAAACCAACAAACAUUAGUCAUAACAACUGCUGUAACAAAUAAUGUGUUGGAAGUUUUGAACGAAAAACUUUCAGGCUUAAUGGAAGAAAACAAUGUUCUAAAAAAUAAAGUAACAUAUUUGGAACAGAAACUAAAUAUCGCAGAAAAAGAGAAACGCAAGAACAACCUCAUCUUUUUUGGAAUACAAGAACUUGGCAAAACAGAAAUCGAACUGGUUGACUAUAUAAAAGACUUGAUAGAAGAUGCAGGUGUACAUUUGAACAGUCAAGAGAUCUCCAAUGUACAAAGAAUUGGUCGUUGGACGGGGAAGAAAAACCGCCCCGUAGUAGUAUCUUUCUCCUGCUUAUGGAAAAAGCACCUAGUCAUGAAGAAUAAAACUAACUUGCCACAGGACAUCUAUAUCAAGGAAGACUUUCCCAAGGAGGUUCUAGAAAAAAGGCGCCAAUUAAAAAUUCAAGCUGAUGAAGAAAGGAAGAAGGGGAACAUUGCUUUCAUAAAAUAUGAUAAACUUGUGGUGAAAACACACUCAGAGACAAGCCGAGACAAAAGAAAAAGAGAGGAGUCCAGUUCACCAAACGAGUCACAACAAAAGAAAACUACCACACAAACCAAAUCAGCACCGCAGCCUACCAAAACGAGUACAAACACAAUAGCGAAACCGGGAAUACUGAACUAUGUUGAGCGUACUAGAUCAGCCUCAUUAUCCGGCCUUUCAAAAAACUAACUACCGACAACGCCCGGAACCGAUACAACAACAAAAUUGCAACUAUAACAGAACCAACUCAAAAAAACUGCACCCCAAGCCGGCUAGUCACCGUGGGGCUAAGCGACUAUAACCCUCUAGAGAACCAAAAAGUCCAAAAUAUAUUGUCAAAACACAACACUAACGCAUUACUUAUUUGCACAUACAAUGUCAAGACAUUAGGCACGAAAGAAAAACUCCUUGAACUGAAAGAAACAAUGCAAAAUAUUAAAUACGACAUAAUAGGAUUAGCUGAAGUACGACGUUUAGGAACAAAAAUUACAGAAGAUGAAGAUCAUAUCUUAUGUACUACAGGUCAAACUCCAGGCCUAUACGGUGUCGGAUUUCUAAUAAAAACAAAGCUUAAACACAACAUCGAAAACUACACAGGAAUAUCAGAAAGAGUAUGUUUACUACAACUAAAAUUUGAUGAUUAUAAUCUUACUCUCAUACAAGUCUAUGCUCCAACAGAAAAAGCUAGCGAAGACGAAGUGGAAAAAUUUUACCAGGAAGUUCAGCUAGCCCAUGAAUUAGCAGGAAAGAAUGUGAUUUGCAUGGGAGAUUUUAAUGCUAGAAUUGGCACACCAAAAAAGGAAGAAUCGCUGAUUACUGGGAAAUUUGGGUAUGGAACCAGGAACAAACGAGGAGUAAGACUACUUCAUUACGCUUAUGAACAAAAUCUAACUAUAAUCAACACCUUAUU